AUGGCAGAGAAGCUAGGCAUUGCUGGAGCCUUGCAGCGCCCUACUACUUCAAUCAUGUUUGGAGAUGCAACUUCUAAGUCUCCUCUUGGAGUGUUCAAGAACUAUCACUUGAAAAUUGGAGAAUGCAUCAUCCAAACUGAUCUCACUGUGAUGGAAAUGGAAGAAGAGAAGGAUUUGCCUCUGUUAUUGGGAACCCCUUUCCUUAGUACAGUUGGCGCUUCAAUAGACUUUCACAAGCAAGAAGUGAUCCUUCACAAGGUGAAUAGUUUGGUGUCAUAUCGCUUGCAGCCUAGAGGUUCAGACUUUUGUGCCACAAUUGACAGUACCAAUCUCAGUUCUAAGAGUCAUGGAGCUACAAAGGUUGUGAAGGAAAGGGUUGACAAGGAACCAAGAGUUGGGAAGGAUAAGGAUGAGAGAGGACCAAGGAUUGAGAAGCCACGUCUUGAGAGGGCUAGAGUUGAGAAACCACGAUCUGAUAGGCCAAGAGCUGAGCGACUUGUUCAAGCCCCUUGUGUGCUUGAUGAAGAGAGCCUUCAAGCUUUGUUUGAUGAGCCACUAGGAAGGGCUCUAAAAGAAGGGGAGGAUGCAGCCUCUAAGGCAAGACCAGGAGAUAAAAGAAAGGAUCCACCAGCUCAGGCCCCUUCAGUCAAGCCAUCUCAGCUCACAAUGACUUUGUUCCCCACCAAGUUUGAAAAUGGGAAGAUUGAGUACAAGAUAAGGUACAAGGGGAGAUCAAGGCCAUUCUCUAGAGCCAAGGCCUUGGUGACUUCAGAACAGUCCAGGGACCCAACCAAGCUAAAGGAGCUUCUGUCUCAAGAAAAUUUCGAAUUUUCAAACUUUUUCUCUCAAGUUUUUGCGAUUUCAAGUGUUCACCUUCUUGUUUUGCUUGGGUUUUUGUUUACUGCUCUUCAAUUCCUCAUUCAACAAGGUACUUUAGUGAAGAAACAGAGUAACAAGGAUGACAAACAGUGA
Microthlaspi erraticum is the source of this 972-nucleotide messenger RNA. The record is from the annotation of a GenBank genome assembly. Lineage: Eukaryota; Viridiplantae; Streptophyta; Magnoliopsida; Brassicales; Brassicaceae.